AUGAGCCUGCUGCUCGGCACUUCCAAGUACCGCAACGCGCAGCUGAGCCCGGACGGCAAGUACAUCUCAUACAACCGCCCGUCGGGGGAUACGGGAGUGUACAACGUUUUUGUGAAGGAGCUGCCGGCCCCAGGGUCUGCGGCGGCGGCGGCGGACAAGCGGAGCCUGUUUGACCGAGAAGGGAUUGACAAGGACAUCCAGGUGACGUUCGACAAAAAGCGAGGCAUCACGUCAGGCACCUGGGGGCAGGACGGCAAGAGCAUGGCAUACAUCCAGGACACCGACGGCGAUGAAAACUUCCACCUUUUCCUGGUGCCCCUCGCCGACACCUUCAAGUCUGGCGCCAAGGCCGCGCCGCCGCCGGUCGACGCAACCCCUUUCAAGGGCGUCAAGGCGUCCGGCAUCAUGAGCAGCAAAAACAGGCCUGGUAUUCUGUACAUCGGCCUGAACAAGCGCAGCAAGGAGGUGUUUGACCUGUACCGCCUCGACCUCAAGACCAUGAAGCUCACACUCGACACGGUCAACCCCGGGGGGCUGACAACGUGGCUGCCUGACUAUGGCUUCAACAUACGGGCCGCCCUGGGAUACAACAACACAGACGGCUCAACGUACGUCCUCAUAAACGACGCCCCGCCCACCACCGACGCCGCGGUGGCGGCCGCCCCCGACCUCGACGCGCUGUUCAGCGCCGCCAAGGAGCAGAACUACACCACCGCCCAGUGGAUUGCCGCGAGCGCCAGCAAGGCGGACGCGUCCAAGUGGCGGCGGCUGAUCACGUGGCCGUUUGGCGAGAAGGGGGGCGUGUUUCGGUUCAACAAGCAAGGGAACGGCCUCUACAUCGUCACCUCCAUCGACAGGGACACCACCGAGUUCCAGCUGGUCUCGCUGCAGCCUGGCGCCAAGGUCAUUAAGCGCAUCGCCUCCAACCCGCUGGUCAAUGUGGGCAGCGUCUGGUUUGAGGAGGACUCGUGGGAGCCCCAGAUGGUGUCCUUCAACUACCUCAGGUAUGUGUAG
Monoraphidium neglectum is the source of this 1014-nucleotide messenger RNA. RefSeq lists its product as hypothetical. The transcript has 7 exons. NCBI's taxonomy places the organism in Eukaryota, Viridiplantae, Chlorophyta, Chlorophyceae, Sphaeropleales, Selenastraceae. The record is from RefSeq and is a predicted model, not a curated record. The coding region runs from base 1 to 1014 and encodes 337 amino acids.